UGCAGCGCUGGUUUCAAGUGGUGUGUGAGGAAGAAACCGUAAAGGAGACAUGAAGGCGACAAUCAAGGAUGGCAUUGUGUACUCUCCGCAUCCGAAAGUUGACAUACCGGUGUGCUCCGUGUACACAGCCUUGCAGGAAUUUCUAACGGCCUCGCCUGAACGAGUAGCACUGGUGGACGAGAAGGUGCGUCUGACACGAGGGGAGUUCUUUUCUCAGUUGCGGAGGUACGCUGCAGGCUUCCAGGCACAUGGCAUUGGGCUUGGAGACCGUGUCUGCGUUCAUCUUGACAACAGUGUCGAGAACAUGGUUGCCCUGUUCAGUAUCACCUUUACGGGAGCGUCGGUGUUGCUUUCACAUCCAGUCCUCAACGAAAGUGAGCCUACCGCUUGCUAUGAGACCAACCACGCAGAUGCAACUCACAUUUUGACCACUCCACAGUACGCAAGUAAAGUCACGGCCGUGAAAGAGAAAACAAAUCUUAAGGGCUUGUUCAUAAUUGGCGACUCCAUUCCUGGCUUUGUGUCUGUGUCCGCUUUCGUUGACCUUGAUGACGAUGACUUCAAAGAGGUGCACAUUGAAGACCCUAAGGGGACCACGCUUGCUGUCUUUUACUCGUCUGGGACGACGGGUCACGCCAAAGGAAUGGAGAUAUCGCAUUACAGCUUGGUGGCAAACAUGCACUUGACAAAGGUCCUGGUCAGCUACCAGCCUGAAGAUGUCCUCCUCGCCUGGUAUCCAAUAACAUAUGCGUCGGGUUUUAUGUUUAUCCCAGUAGCUGCUUGCGCAGGAGCCACAUGCGUCAUAGUACAACCCGGACUGACAUUCGAACAAUUCGUGUAUUACGUCAACAAGUACAAGGUGACAACAUUAGCAUCAGUUCCCACACGGCUGCGCUUUUACUUGGCAGACAUGGUACGGACUGGAACGAAGCUACCUUCCAUCAAGACAAUCAAUGUGGGUGGAACAGUUCUAACAGAAACAUUUGCCAGGAAGAUACUCGCUGCCUUUGAGGGCGUACGCUCUCUGCGGAACCAUUAUGGCAUGUCUGAAUCCUGCGGUGUUUUGUGCUCGCCCCCAAAGGGGGAAAUUUCAUCAGGAAACGUCGGCUUUCCAGCACCUAUGGUUGAGCUCAAGUUUGUCAACCUGGAUACAGGCAAAAAAGUGGGACCCAGGCAAUACGGCGAGCUCUACUUUCGUAUCCCAAGUGUCAUGAAGGGCUACUACAAAAAUUCAGAGCUGGUUAAGGAGUUUAUGGAUGAUGACGGAUGGUGCAGGUCAGGGGACAUCAUGUACUACGAUGAAGAAGGCCGCGUGUACUUCGUGGACCGCGUGAAGGACAUGAUUAAGUGCCUAGACCAGCAGGUGUCGUCCAUGGAACUUGAAGGCUUGCUGCAGAGCCACCCCAGUGUGGCCGAUGCCGCCGUAGUAGGAGUACCGAAAACAAAGUACGGCGAUGCUCCGACUGCUUUCGUCGUUUUGCGAGAUCCGAAAUUCGCCUCACCCGAAAUAGCAGCUGAACUCAAGGACCAUGUCGCAUGCAAAACUGAAAAAUUCAAGCAUCUCUAUGGAGGCCUGCUGUUUGUAGACCACUUGCCAAGGAACUCAAACGGCAAAGUCCUCAAGCAUCAACUAAAGCUAAUGUAUGAGAAGUCCAAAGUGUACUAAUAACCCUUUGAUAGCCUCAUCAAUUAAAUAUAAAAAAGAAACGUG
This is a messenger RNA of Rhipicephalus microplus (southern cattle tick), 1711 nucleotides long. RefSeq names its product putative 4-coumarate--CoA ligase 2. NCBI's taxonomy places the organism in Eukaryota, Metazoa, Arthropoda, Arachnida, Ixodida, Ixodidae. Gene Ontology annotation, molecular function: CoA-ligase activity. The record is from RefSeq and is a predicted model, not a curated record.